AUGCCCAGCAUUACCUUGCCACACGUACCGUACUACGUUGCUGCACCCCCUACGAAGGAAAAUUUGGAGUAUGCCGACCUUGCGAUCAUCGACAUUUCGAAAGCCAGCUCCGAAGAGGGUCGCGCUGCGCUCGCAAUUGAAUUAAGGGAGGCUCUCCUGAACCUCGGGUUUUUCUAUGUCAUUGUUAAUCAUAUCUCGGCUCAGACGACUCGCAUGUUUGACAUUGCAGACGUACCCUUUUCGGCUGUCGCUGACGAUGAGAAGCAAAACUAUGCUUCGACAAGAAGGCAAGAUGGACUACUCCAAGGAUAUACCACACGUGCAGAUAACGAUGGUCGGGUACGCGACCAGCUUGACCAAUACUGUAUCCAUCGCGAUGUGACCAAGCGAAGGCACCCAGAAGCCCUUCUCCCUCUCCUCCCCGAGAUACAGGAGUUUAGCAGUCAUAACCACUUCAACGUGUUACAUCCCUAUCCUGAGGUAAACGUAUGUCCCGGUGUGCUCAGUGAAGACUCUGAUAUAUAUAUAUUUCUCAGGCUUAUCGCCCGCAGCCUUGAGCUACCAGAAGAUACACUGUUGAAAAAACAUGUCUUUGACGCCACCGGCGAGACAGCCGUUAGGUUCAUCAAGUACUACCCACGAACAGAGGAAGAAGAAUCCAAAACAAAGAAUGUCUGGCUGCAGGGCCACACGGCGUUUACAAUUUUAUGGAGUCAGCCUGUCACCGCACUGCAAAUCCAGACCCGUGAAGGCAAAUGGCGUUGGAUCCGUCACAUAGAAAAUGCGCUUGUGGUUAACGUAGGCGAUGCAAUGGACUUCCUCACUGGCGGGUAUUACAAAGGCACGAUCCAUCGCGUUAUCCAACCCGCGGUGGACCAGCGAAACUAUACUCGUCUUGGAUUAUUUUACUUUUGCCUGCCAAACGACGAUAUCAAAUUGGUGCCGAUGGUUGAAAGUCCAGUCUUGCAGAGAGUAGGGAUUCAGAGACGUUGCGAAGAUAGCGAGGCACCGACGAUGGAAAAUUGGAGGAAAGCGAGGACGAUGGCUUUUGGUCUUUCGAAACUGAAGAAUGGAAAAGAGGAUGGCGUAGAGGAAGAGAUCAUCCACGGCGUGAUAAUCAAACAUUACGACUGA
This is a messenger RNA of Suillus bovinus, 1134 nucleotides long. Its product is annotated as Clavaminate synthase-like protein. The record is from RefSeq and is a predicted model, not a curated record. NCBI's taxonomy places the organism in Eukaryota, Fungi, Basidiomycota, Agaricomycetes, Boletales, Suillaceae. The transcript is spliced from 9 exons. Bases 1 to 1134 code for a protein of 377 amino acids.